Molecule: messenger RNA, 1985 nt
Organism: Drosophila hydei
Lineage: Eukaryota; Metazoa; Arthropoda; Insecta; Diptera; Drosophilidae
Product: protein mab-21-like
Exons: 3
Coding region: 19-1125 (368 amino acids)
Source: RefSeq, a predicted model, not a curated record
AUAUCACUGUAGCCCGAGAUGCUGGUGCCGCCGGAUAUGAUGGCCGCCCAGACGCGCAUGAUUUACCAGCUGAAUCGCUUCUGCGCCGAGCGCGUGCAGGCGCGCAUCUUCAAGACGGCCACGGCCAUACGAGAGAUCUGCAAAAUCGUCCAGGACAUACUCAAGGAGGUGGAGCUGCAGGAGCCGCGCUUCAUCUCCAGCCUGGUCGAGUGCAAUGGCAGAUUCGAGGGCGUCGAGGUGAUCUCACCGAAUGAAUUUGAGAUCGUGCUCUACCUCAACCAGAUGGGCGUCUUCAACUUUGUGGACGACGGCACUUUGCCCGGCUGCGCGGUGCUGAAGCUGAGCGACGGACGCAAGCGCUCGAUGUCGCUGUGGGUGGAGUUCAUCACGGCAUCCGGCUAUCUGUCGUCGCGCAAGAUACGCGCCCGCUUUCAGACGCUGGUGGCGCAGGCGUGCGAUAAGAGCAUCUAUCGGGACAUGGUCAAGAUGAUGGGCGAUACCACCGAGGUGAAGCUGCGCAUCCGGGAGCGCUUUGUGGUGCAAAUAACGCCGGCUUUCAAGUGUUCCGGCAUCUGGCCGAGAUCGGCGGCCCAUUGGCCGAUGCCGCACAUACCCUGGCCGCAUCCCAAUAUUGUGGCCGAGGUCAAGACGGAGGGCUUCGAUCUGCUCUCCAAGGAGAGCAUCGUCAUGCAGAACAAGAACAACAAUGCGGCCAGCAUGGAGGGCGAUGCUUGGGUGCUCAGCUUCUUCGAGGCCGAGAAUCGACUGCUGCAAGGUGGCUGCCGUCGCCGCUGCUUGAGCAUAUUGAAGACACUGCGUGACCGGCAUUUGGAGCUGCCCGGCAAUCCGAUCAGCGCAUAUCAUCUGAAGAAUCUGUUGCUCUACGAGUGCGAGAAGCAUCCGCGUGACUUUGAGUGGGACGAGGGCUGCAUUGCGGACCGUUUGAAUGGGAUAUUCCUGCAGCUAAUCUCCUGCCUGCAAUACCGGCGCUGUCCCCACUAUUUUCUGCCCAGCCUCGACAUGUUCAAGGGCAAAUCCCCCAGCGCCCUGGAGCAGGCCGCCAAGCAAGUCUGGCGUUUGACUCGUGAGAUGCUCACCAAUGCGAAUGCCUUUGAGAAGCUGUAAGAGCAAAAGAGGGAGACAGGGAGAGAGGGAGUAAGAAAGAGAUAGAGCGCGCAAGCAAGCGAUUGUAUGCAUGUGUGUGUGUAUGUGUGAGUGUGUAUGAUUCAAGGUGCUAAAUUUUCAUUGUCACAGCGCGGCGAUUGCGCUGAUCUGAUAAGCGAAAUGCCAUCAUUGGCAGCCAUUUUGUGCCAUGUGUGUGUUUGUGUGCGUGUGUGUGAAUAUGUGUGCAUAGCAACAACAACAACAACAAUAGCAGGCGGCGAAACCCGAAGUGUUAAUGCAAAGAUGCGAGAUAAGCUGCACAUUGCCCACUCCUCAAUUCAAAUUCGCUGCCGCUGCUGCUGCUGCUGCCUUUCCAGUUGCACGCCUGACUGCGCUUAUCCGGCGAAUAUUAUUUUUAAUAACUCGCCGCUGUUCAGAAUUUUCGCAUGCUUCGCCCAAUGGCCAAACACAAUGACAGCAGCAACAACAAGAACAACUGCAGCGAAAUAACAAAGCAAGACAAAACGUAACACAAACAGUUACAGCAACAACAACAACAGCAGCAAGAGUGAAAAGGAGAUACGAAAAAGAGCAUUUGUCGGCUUCGCUUUGCAAGUGUGCUCAAGUGUGAGGCGAAUCCGUUCUCAUUAUCGAAAUUGAGUGCUCACUCCCUUAAGUACUCAAAAUACCAACACAUACGCAGCUGUAUACGAAAAAAACAACUACAUCAACAGCAAAGGAAUACUUCAAUUACACAUAUGUACAUAUACAUAUACAAAGUAUAGCUAUGUACUUACUCUGGAUUUAGAUGUCAAGAUAUUUGUUUGACUAAAAUAAGAAGGCAAAAAACAAUUACAGCCAACAUCUUUUGUAACUGGACA